This is a messenger RNA of Parasteatoda tepidariorum (common house spider), 901 nucleotides long. Its product is annotated as glutamate-gated chloride channel-like. Gene Ontology annotation, molecular function: transmembrane signaling receptor activity; extracellular ligand-gated monoatomic ion channel activity. NCBI's taxonomy places the organism in Eukaryota, Metazoa, Arthropoda, Arachnida, Araneae, Theridiidae. The record is from RefSeq and is a predicted model, not a curated record. Gene Ontology annotation, biological process: monoatomic ion transmembrane transport. Gene Ontology annotation, cellular component: membrane.
AGUGAAGAUAAAUUGCAUGGCUAACAUAAGAAUUUUUCCAUUCGACAAUCCAAAAUGCGCAUUUGCAGUAGAAAGUGUUGCUUUGGAACAAGAUGAGCUGGAAUUAGAAUGGGACGCCCAACGACUGAUACGCACGACAUCUUUUCACUCCUUUAAUGCUUAUCUCAUUUCUAAUAUAAGUGGAACUUGUGAUAUGUGGUUAACGUCACGAAGUAAUAGUUGCCUAUAUAUUUUACUUAUUUUUACUCGAGAUAAAAAUUACUACAUUACCACAGUUUUCUUGCCUGGAAUAAUUCUUGUCACCAGCGCAUUUCUUGGGUUUUGGUUGGACAAAGGAGAUGUCUCGACUAGAGUAACGAUUGGAGUAACAAGUAUGUUGAGCUACUGUACGACAAUGAUAAACUUCAGAUCAUCAUUACCUGUCGUGUCCAACUUAGAGGCUAUGAACUUAUGGGAUGGUGCUUGCUUAUUUUUUAUUUAUACUUCUUUUGUUGAAUACAUCGUGGUGAAUUAUCUUUACCGAUCGACAUCAUCCAAAACUUCAAGCGAUUCUACAAUGCAUUGUGUUUGCAGCGCGAAUGAUAAGAAUGUGGAAGAAAUCGAGGAUAAAAAAGAAAAGACGGAUGCCAAGUGCUUAAGAAUCCCGUCAAAGGAAUUAUCAUAUAAAAUAGAAAGAGCUGUCAGAAUUGUUUUUCCAAUCUCUUUUGGAGCAUUUGUCUGUUAUUAUAUUAUUGCCUUUGCUAUUGUGUUUCCUUCAAGACAAAAUAAUUUUUACAUUUAUUAGCUUUUAUAGCAUAAUUUAACAGUUUUUAAACCAAAUUCGUUCUUGAAUACUGUAAAAGUCUAAUUGAAACAUUUGAUUGCAUGUAAACUUAUAAGAUAUGUUCUUUACUCACUUAAA